Molecule: messenger RNA, 316 nt
Organism: Lymnaea stagnalis (great pond snail)
Lineage: Eukaryota; Metazoa; Mollusca; Gastropoda; Lymnaeidae
Source: the annotation of a GenBank genome assembly
UUUUGACAAUGAAGAAGAAAUCGACUCACAGACAUUAAACCCUGAAUCUGUUCAGAGCCCAUCUCUUUUUACACCUGAACAAAAAGAUGAAUGGGACGUAGUGGAGGAGAGUGAUGGUGAAGAGAUUUUAAUGGAGGACAGUGCAACAAAUGUUAGCGCCUCUACUACUGACGUUAUUGAGGCAACACAACUCACACCUAUGUCCAAAAAAGAACGCAAAUUAAAACUAGCCCAGAAAAUAAUCGAACGAAUUUUCAAAAGAAAGCUCUACACGUGCGUCUUUGAAAGUGGUCCAGUUAGUGCAAAAGAAAUCCAU